UCAGUACGUUGUGCAGUGUUGCCGUGAUGUAGUGGUGUAAAUGGCGUCUGUCCGAGCCCUGAGUGUUUAAGCUCAUGGAAAACCGCAAAAUGGAAUUAUGGCGACAAGACUCAGUUAUUUUCUUCACAUUUUAGUUCUUUGGCAUUUUACACAGUGUGAUGGGAAGUGUUCCGACAUUGGAGACGGUGGCGAGGGAUGUUGGUACACCCUCUGGUACCUAUGGUUCAUCCUUGUGUUGUUCUUCAUCGGAGUCAGUGUGUUGGUGAUGUUCUAUUGUAAAGUGCGGGCCAAGAACAGAGUCACGUCCAUCAGUGGCGGAAGACGCAAUAAUGUCAUGGUAGCACCCGUCCAGCCUCCCCCCUACAGCCUCAACGACCCCGGGAGUGCCCCUCCGUCCUACCAUACUGCCAUGGCAACGCAGUCUUUACCCCCGGGAUAUGUUGGAGAGCCGCCAAGAUAUCAAACACGUGCUCCGUCCUCCAUGUCAAUAUUGUCCAACCCGCCCCCCUAUUCGCCCCCACGGAGGUGACUGGGUGGAAACCAGCUUUAAUAGACCAAUCAACCAACCAAAGUAUUACUUUCAACAAUCGUACUGGAUGCGCCCGUCAGGUGUAGACCGGUACCAUGUCCUAGUUACCUUUGUCAGCGCAACUAAGGCAUUGUACCAGUCUAAUUGCCAGGUGCCUCCUCCACAUAGAACUCCUCACGCUGAAUAGUGUGGAGAGUUUGUACAUAAACUUGCUCUCAUGAGAUUCAAGAAUUGGCGAUGCAUUAUUGUGAAACUUUACUGUGAUUAUGUACAUAGAUAUACGGAUUUUCUUUAACGAAAUUUCAUAAUAAUUGUGCAGUUGAAUGUACUAAUCAAACUAUAACUUGAUCCUGAAUAUAGAAUUCAGAGUUGAGUUUUACAAAUCAUAAAAAUGUAUUUUCAUAUCGAUGUGUAAGAAUCUAAGAGAUCCAUAUAACAAACAAUCUCAGAUUUUGAGAAAAAUGCCCAUUCAGCUUUAACAUAUUUUAAUGUGAAUGAAGCGUUUACAAAUUUAUGAAUAUCUAUUUUUAUGAGGUGUUAUUGUUGGGACCGACCGUUAGAUAUUCUGGUGGUUUGGGUGUUGUGGGGAUGGAGAGAUUGGAGGGUAGAGUGAGUGAGUGAGUUUAGUUUUACGCCGCUUCUAGCAAUAUUCCAGCAAUAU
Molecule: messenger RNA, 1190 nt
Organism: Haliotis rubra (blacklip abalone)
Lineage: Eukaryota; Metazoa; Mollusca; Gastropoda; Lepetellida; Haliotidae
Exons: 5
Coding region: 98-529 (143 amino acids)
Source: RefSeq, a predicted model, not a curated record